Messenger RNA from Neltuma alba, 780 nucleotides. RefSeq names its product probable LRR receptor-like serine/threonine-protein kinase At3g47570. Bases 1 to 780 code for a protein of 259 amino acids. Lineage: Eukaryota; Viridiplantae; Streptophyta; Magnoliopsida; Fabales; Fabaceae. The record is from RefSeq and is a predicted model, not a curated record. Gene Ontology annotation, molecular function: protein binding. The transcript has 2 exons.
AUGGGAAAACCUUACGCCUUUGCUUUCCUCUUCUUGCUUCAUUGCUCCAUUUCCUGCUUAGCUUGGACUGAGACAAACAUCACUUCAGACAAAUAUGCACUUCUUGCCCUUAAAUUCCAUAUUACUUCAGAUCCAUAUGAUUUCUUAGCUAACUGGUCUGUCUCUUCUUCUCCAUGCAAUUGGGUUGGUGUCAUGUGCAAUGCUCGUCAUGGAAGGGUACACUCAUUGAAUCUUGGAGGCAUGAAACUUGAAGGCACCAUAUCUCCGCAAUUAGGAAAUCUCUCAUUCCUUGUUGAACUUAAUCUCAGUUACAACAAUUUUUAUGGUCAAAUACCAAAAGAGUUAGCUCGAUUGCAUAGAUUGAAACUACUGACCUUGAGCCAUAAUCGCUUUUAUGGGCAAGCUCCAAUGUGGAUAGGAGAUUUAUUUUCACUUGAGCAAUUAACUCUUGAAAAUAACGACAUUGAUGGGUUUAUUCCCCUAUCUCUAUUCAAUCUAUCAAGGUUGGAGGCCUUAGAUUUGAAUUCUAAUUUACUUGAAGGGAACAUUCCACUUGAGGUGGGAAGACUUGAGCGUUUGAAGAUUCUACGACUUUCAGCUAACAACCUUUCAGGAAUUAUUCCUCCAACAAUUUUCAACUUAUCUUCGCUUGAGAUUUUGAGUUUGGCUUUUAACAAUUUGUCAGAUCUCGGCCUCUCGCGAAUUCUCCGGCCUCCAGAUUUUGUCACUGUCCGAAGUCCUCCUCACCAGCUCGUGACUCUCCCUGCCGCGGCGUCGUAG